Molecule: messenger RNA, 1448 nt
Organism: Daucus carota subsp. sativus
Lineage: Eukaryota; Viridiplantae; Streptophyta; Magnoliopsida; Apiales; Apiaceae
Product: probable lactoylglutathione lyase, chloroplastic
Exons: 9
Coding region: 208-1272 (354 amino acids)
Cellular component (GO): cytoplasm
Molecular function (GO): lactoylglutathione lyase activity; metal ion binding
Source: RefSeq, a predicted model, not a curated record
AAGGAUAACAUAACGUAAAUUUAGAAACAAACAGACCCCUCUCGUGACUAUCGCCUUCCGUAAAGCCGAACCGCAACGAAGGAAGCUGAGCAAAGAAUAAACCCAUAGCAUCAUCUAUCUAUUCCAUCUCUCAUUCACUCUCUUUCCACUAAAACCUAUACACACACACCUAAACCUAUAGAUACACGCAUAAAUCUCGCGAUUCCGAUGGUUCCGAUGGCGUCGUCGAUUCGGCCGUGCAUCUCCGCCUUGAGAUUCUCCGGCGCCACUCGUUUCAGCGUCUCUCUGUCGUCUCCGCAACGCCUCAGUUUCCACACUCUCGGCAGUGUGGUUCCACAGUCGCAGCUUUUUAGCCUGAAAUCUUCCAAGCUUCUACACGGAGAUAAAAAAAGCAUGAUAGUUACUGCAAUGGGGAAUGCAACUCAAGCAAGCACUGCUACCGAUGAAAAUAUUCUGCAGUGGGUGAAGGAGGACAAGCGGAGAAUGCUCCAUGUUGUUUAUCGUGUUGGUGAUAUGGAUCGGACAAUAAAAUUUUACACAGAGUGCCUGGGGAUGAAGCUGUUACGGAAACGUGACAUACCUGAAGAGAAAUAUACAAAUGCAUUUCUUGGAUAUGGCCCAGAAGAUUCUCAUUUUGUCGUAGAACUUACUUACAAUUAUGGAGUUGAUAAGUAUGAUAUCGGAUCUGGGUUUGGACACUUUGGCAUAGCAGUUGAUGAUGUUGCCAAGACUGUGGAACUCGUAAAGGCCAAGGGUGGAACAGUGACCAGGGAACCUGGUCCCGUGAAAGGUGGAAAAACAGUUAUUGCAUUUAUCGAAGAUCCAGAUGGUUACAAAUUUGAGCUUCUAGAGAGGGGCCCUACUCCUGAGCCUUUAUGUCAAGUAAUGCUUCGUGUUGGAGAUCUUGAUCGAGCAAUAAAUUUUUAUGAGAAGGCUUUUGGCAUGGAGCUUCUUCGCAAGCGUGAUAAUGCUGAAUACAAGUAUACAAUUGCAAUGAUGGGUUAUGGACCUGAAGACAAAAACGCGGUGCUAGAGUUAACAUACAAUUAUGGGGUCACUGAAUAUGACAAAGGAAAUGCCUAUGCUCAGAUUGCAAUAGGCACAGAUGAUGUCUAUAGAACUGCCGAAGCAAUAAAACUAUGUGGCGGGAAAAUUACACGGGAACCUGGACCGCUACCUGGAAUUAGCACAAAGAUUACUGCAUGCCUGGAUCCUGAUGGUUGGAAAUCGGUAUUUGUUGAUAAUUUGGACUUUUUGAAGGAACUGGAAUGACCUUAGAAUAUCAUUACAUAAUGCUCUUGUAACAAUCAUGUGGUGCGAGACUUAUGUAAAACUUUGUAAAGCUUCUUGAUAGUUUAUAAGAUCAAAAUGAGAUGUUCUUUUCAGAAGUCGUUGCUGUAGAUUGUAUGAUAACCCUUUUGCAGAUUAAGUUAAAAUAGUUUUACGCA